AUGUUUGCUCUGUUCCAUCGCUUCCUGGUCCCGUUCUUUCCGUUCAAGGGUGUAUUCCCCAAGCUCAACGAUGCAGCCAAACUGGUGCCAUCGAGUGAAGCGCUGCGCGAAGAGGCGGCCGAACUGGUGGCCGUCAAGGAGGAAUUGGACCACCAGGAGCGGGCCGAGUCACGGCUCAGCCCGAACAAGGGCCGGGAACGCGAAAGCCAGCAGCAGGGCACCAGCAACAUGGAGAUCGAGCUCCGCGAGCGACACCUCGCCGAGCGGGAACGCGCCGCCGAGGCGGCGCGACGGCGAGCCGACCAGCACCACGCGCAGCUCGAGGAGGAGAAGCGCCAGAUCGAGGCGCGGCGCGAGCAGGUCGACAAGGAUCAGGUGCUUGUCGAUAGCGCGCGUCGGGGCAUCUUCACCGAGCGCGAGCGGCUGCGUGUGGAGAAGCGCGGGCUCGAGAGUCUGCGCAAGACCAACGAGGCCGAAGGCCGGCGGCUGGCCGAGGCCCUGGCGACGCUGGAACUUGAGCGCCAGGGCGUCCAGGAGCAGCGUGUGCGGCUGGCUCAGGAGGGCGAGAGCCUGGCCCGGGAGCGUGCGCGGGUCGACAGUGCGCGGAGCCAGGUCAAGGAGCGCGAGUCCCGGCUGGCCGCUGCCAAGAGCGAAGUCGAAAAGAGCGAAAGCGAAAACGAAGCCGAACGCGCGCGGCUGGCCGACACGCAGGCCGAGCUCGAGCGAAGCCUGGCGGCGUUCGAUGAAGAGCUGCGCACCGAGCGCGACCGGAUCCAGCGCGAGAGCGACGAGGUCGAGCGCGCGCAGGCCCAGCUCGAGGCCGCCCGACAGCGGCUCGACGAGGAGCGCGACAAGCUGGUCAAGGAGCGCACGGCCGUCAACCGGGCGUGGACAGUCAUCAAGGAUAAGGAGGUGAAGCUCGCCGAGCUGACGAGGCAAGUCGAGAAGAGCGAAAACGAAAACGAAGCUGAACGUGCGCGGCUGGCCGAGCUGCAGGCCGAGCUCGAGCGAGACCGUGCGGCGUUCGACGAGGAGCGGCGCGCCGAGCGCGAGCGACUGCGGGCGGAGAGCGAAGAUGCCAAGCGCAGGCGGACUCAGCUGGCAAGCGAGGCGGCGCGGAUCGCCAAGCGAAAGAACGAAGCCGACGAACGCGAAAGAGCGAACGACGACAAGCGAAUGCGACUGGACGAGGCGCGGGCGGAGCUUGAACAGAGUCGAGCGGCGUUCGAGACCGAACAGCGCGCCGAGCGCGAGCGGCUCGCAGCUGAGCGCGAGGAGGUCGUGCAGGCCAAGGCUGCGCUCAAGGCCAGGCGGAAGCGCGUGGCUGAGGAGAGCGCGCGGGUGACGUGCGAGCGGAUUGAAGCGGAGGCGACACGGACCGAGGUCGCGGAAGAGAAGACCCGGCUGGCAAAAGCAAAGAGCGAAGCUGAAAAGAUCGAAAGGGAGAACGAAGACGAACGCGCUCGGCUGGCCCGGGAGCGGUCGGAGUUGGACGCGGAGCGACGCGACUUUGACCAGCGCCAGCACGACGCGCGCGAGCUGGCCGAGCGCAACCGGGCUGAGCUCGACGCCGCACGACAGCGGCACAGCGACGAGGUCGCCCAAUGGAAGGCCGCGUCAGUGGCCCACCCGCGCCGGCGGCAACAACAGCUCACGGGCAGCGGCGACGGCCACCAGCAACCGCUGGCGCUUCUGCACCAGAGCGAGGGCCAGACGUCGUCGCCGCUGUCGCCAUCGUCGCCGUGGUCCUCGCCCUCGCCCGCGCUCAUCCACCGGCACCACCAGUCGCACAGACAGUCGCCGCUCGCCGCGCUGGUCACCCCGUCCGGGCGCUUCGUGCCCGUCGCGUCGGCGUCCACGCUGCGGCCAUUCUCGUCGACCGCCGUGGUCACGUCAUCAUCGUCGUCCUCAUCAUCGUCAUCGUCUCGCACCUCGUCGCCGUCGGUGUCGCCCCGGCCGACUCACGCACUCCUCCGUGCGUCGACACCUGUCGCUGCGCCUGCUUCGGUGUCGACAGCGUCGACGGGCCUUGAUGACGACGAAGACGACAUCCUUCUGAUCGAGGGGGAGCGAUCGGUCGACGACGGUGAUGGAGCCAACAAACGGAAAAAAGGGGCCUCCGCACGCGCCUCGGCCGCGCAGCAGGCGAGGAAGAGGCGGCGACGGGUCGACUCGACGUUGGGCGCCGGAGAGGAGGAGGCGGGCCUGACCGAAGACGGCCACAGCGGCGAGGAGGACAGCGUGUCCGAUCUGGAAAAGCCCAGCGAGGCGAACAACGUCAACGGUGGUGGUGAUGGAGAUGGAGAUGGUGAUGGAGAUGAGCCGGAGGAGGAGCCGAUCGUAUCGUCGCCCAAGCGGCCUGGUCGCCGCAAGCCGGUCGCGCGCCGACGACGGCCACCGACCACGCGAGCGCAUACCCCCGCACCAGCGCGUACGUAA
Molecule: messenger RNA, 2439 nt
Organism: Acanthamoeba castellanii str. Neff
Lineage: Eukaryota; Discosea; Longamoebia; Acanthamoebidae
Exons: 3
Coding region: 1-2439 (812 amino acids)
Source: RefSeq, a predicted model, not a curated record